AUGCACAAGUCCUGAGCCAAAGUCUAACGAGAAAGAACUUGUUUGGAAGGAUGGUGUCAUUCCUUUUCCAGACCGAAAAGCACGGGGGGAGGGUCUUAUAGCUGGAGAGGGGAAGAGAGAAAGAGAAGUUACCAUUACAGUCAACUCUUACUCUGCCUGGACCAAGAGAAAAAGCAGAACAAAAGGAAGAGGGGGAAGGAAAAGGGAGAUUCACAUUGAGGCUGCAGUAACAGGAUAAACACACAAAAUGGACGAGUCCAACAGCAGCAAGCCGGUCAUGGUGACAUCCUCUCUGAACUUCAAAGUCACCACGCCGUCCUUCUACAACCAGCCAAAGAAGUUUGCCUCUGUGGCACCACCACGGCCCAAAAGUCUGACACCACCCUCCGCUCCAUCACCGACACCAAUAGGCACAGCUGUGAUUGGUCGAGUGGGAGAUCUGCCUCCGCCACCGCCUUCGCUCUGUGAUGACUUCCCACCCCCUCCUCCUCCUCCACUGGAUGAUGAUUUGCCAGCCCCUCCCCCGGAAUGCCAAACCACACCCAAUGCCUCUGACGCCCCCCCUCCCGCCUUCCCCGCCCCACCUCCAGUAGCAGAGGACCUGCCCCUCCCAGCUCCUCCUGAGGAGAGUGCCUGUCCACCUACCUCCCCUUCUCCUCCUCCUCCCCCACCCCCUCCGCCACUCCCCACCUCCGGUACCAGUAUUCCCAGUGCUGCUGGGAACCCACAGAGGCUGAUGGAAAAGCAGACCAGCUUCGAUAAACAGCUCGACUCUCUGACUGACUUGCUGUCUGAGAUGGAGACCAGGGGACCUUUCAACCCCAAGUUACCCAGCCAGUAUACUGCAGCACCAGCACCCAAGCCUUCAGCUCCUCCCCCGACUGCUCCCAAACCGACACUCUCCUUCCUCCCACCCCCUGAGAUGGGAGACCGCCCGCCUCCAGCACCCUGGGCAGAAGAACUCAAAGCCAGAACGAACCGACAAGCCAAUCACAACAACACUGCACCAAACACUGCUGCUCAGCCGUUUGCUAAGGCUCCAGCUGUGGCUCCCAAAUCUGGUUUUGGAGGGAGAACGGCAACAUCAUCAACCGCCCUUGCACAGAAACUGAACCAGAACCUGAACCAGAACACCGCCCCAAUCAGUGUUGCACCAAAACCUUCACCUUCCUCUGCCACCAGCUCUUUCCCUCCACCUCCAGCAGCUCCCCCCGCACCUCCUGCUCAGCCAAACAAUAUGGCAGCUGCCCCGGCUUCCAAUCACAUAAGGAGUUCUCCUUUUACCAGUCAGGUGAAUGCAAACCAAAACCCUCCUGCUGCUGUGCCGCCUCCUCAAUCCAAGACGAUGGUGUCUCCCCCCUCCUCUUUUAGCCAACCAAUGAAAACACCCCCUGCAUCAACGCAGCCGCCACCACCUGGCCCAGUUGCUAUCCCUGGUGGAGGUGUUCCUCUGAAUAUGAGGGAAGUGGAGGAGCUGGAGAGAAUGACCAAGGACUUCAUUAAAGACAUGGACACACACGCACCUGUCAUCACUUCCCCUCCUACAGAGGUUUGUGGCAAGUGUGGCGAGGCUCUCUCCCGUACCCAGCCGGCUGUGAGAGCCAUGGAUAAACUCUUCCACUCCAACUGCUUCUGUUGCAUGAGCUGCCACCGCCCCCUGCAGGGCAUGCAGUUCUAUGACAGGGACGGCUCACCUCAGUGUGAGGACUGCUAUGUGAAUUCCCUGGCGGUGUGUUCCCGAUGUGGAGAGAAGAUUACAGACCGUGUGCUGAAGGCGGUGGGCCAGUGUUUCCACGCCCACUGUUUCCGCUGCAGCACCUGCUCCUGUGUACUUGAGGGGGCGCCUUUCAUCACUGAUGACAACAACAACCCCUACUGUGUCCAGGAUUACCACAGGCGUUUCUCCCCUCUGUGUGUGAGCUGUAAUGAACCCAUCAUUCCAGCCGCAGGAAGCGAGGAGACAGUCCGAGUGGUCGCUCUGGACAAGAACUUCCACCUUAAGUGUUACCGUUGUGAGGAUUGCGCUCGCCCUCUUUCCAUAGAAGCGGAUGAAAACGGCUGCUAUCCAUUGGAUGGUAGGAUCCUGUGUAUGAAGUGCCACACCCAGCGAGCCAAGCAAGCUGCGCAGUGAUUGGCUGAAGCAGCAUCACUGAGAUUAACUAUGAACCAAAUCCAAGAGCACAGGAUUCAUUCAGCUGCCGGUUUUGCCUUUGCGACAGGGCUUUACUCAGUAUAUGUGCGCAGGUGUGAGUGUGAAUGAGCUGUGUGAAAAAGUAUGUCUGCAUGCAGAUACAGUGUAGUAUUCUCUUUGUCUCUGUUAACACCACUUCAGUGCAGAAGUAAUGUACUGCAUUGAAAUAAACGCCCCUCAUCUUCCAUUCCUGAUCAUUCUCCAAUCUCUCAUGUAGCCUUCUUUGUGUACUAGAGGGUAUUUUUGUGCCAAUUGUAUGUUUACGCUAAAAAAACUCCAGCAUAACUUGCACAAGAACAGUUUGGUCAAAAGAUGAAUAAAAAGUUGCCUUUCUUUAUCUCUCCUAAAUAUUGUAGGUAGCAUCAUGUAGUGAAAUAUUUACAUCUUAAGACUUUAAGGCUGGUCUCUUUCCCUUUGCAGCAAUGUUACUAAUAUCAAUGUGACUGUGACAGAUUGUUGGCAUAGGGAGAGGAGUAUCAGGGACCAUUCUGCAGCUUCCAUCACUCUGAUUGGCUGUCGGUAGAGCAUAUCUUUAACACUUUGGCAGUUUUUGUGCCUGCAAGCAUGGUUAAUGACACAUUCCUGUCUACAAAGUGCUUCAUAUUAGCCGAUCUACUUUGAUAGCAUUUUAAAGUCAUCGAGGGCUAAACGUUGACUGCAAAAAAAAGAUUAAAAGAAAGAUUAAAAUGGUGAAUGUUGCUCGUAGUUUUUUUGUGAUGUAAACUUGAUCAUUUACAGGCAUGCUUUGAAUUAUCUCUCGUUGCUCGCUCUAAUUUGCGAUAUGAGAACAAAAAUCAGCCAUUUUAUUUUUCGAAAAUAGUUUGGAGCUGAUUAAACAGCGUAUUUUUAGAUGCAUGCUUUUUGGAUGCACAUAUUUCGAACAAACAAACAAGCACAGAUUUGCCAAGCACAGAUUCCAUUCCAGGGAUCCCAUAAUUUCAAAAAACAGUGUAGUUACAAAUGCCAGCUGCAUGGCUGAAAACAGGACCUCUUAUGUGAUAGUUGCACAUUUCCAUAGUGAAAUAAAAAAAACCUUUUAGUGUCAUUUUGACUCUAAAGCCCCCACACGAUCAAUGUAAUUAUUUUUUUUAAGUAGGAGCCAUCUAGAAACACAAUAGUAGCUUUUCAUAUGCAUUUUCUUGGAAUCACUUGCUUUAAAUAAUUUAAUAUAUGGACCUUUUUUUUUCCAUUAAGUGUUAAGGUUAUAUACGUACCAUUACUUAAAUAACCUGUCCUUACAGCAGGAUAAUAGAACAGUAGAGGCAUUAGCUUUAAGCUUUAGGAAACUGAUGUUACCAGAUAUGUCAAAGCAGCAAGAUAAAGGUUAAUUAAUAAAACAGUUAUGGGAUUCAAUGUUUGGACAUUCAUGUGUUUUAUCAUCUUUUUGUGUUUGAGCCCAGUUUUUGGUCUUCAUCAGUGUUGUCACAGUAAAUACCACUAUUCUUUCCAUUAUUCCUCUUUUGUACUGUUCCUGUUGGUUAUAUACUAUUUUAUACUUAACUUACUGUACUGUAUUUCAUUGAUAAAUCCUUACAAUUAUUUGGUUUCCUUUUUUUUUUUACCUGGAGAUGUGCCUUCUCCACUAUUGUAUUCUAUUGUUCCUUUUGAAUUGAGCCUGAUCUGCAGCCAGAAAAGUUCAUUCCAAAAUCAGAAAACAGUUGUUACUUGUUCUUGCAUUGAGCCUGGUGCAGUACAGUACCAGAGUGACUAACAUGGCAAUAGUUACUCAGCAUUGCAUGCUAGCUGUGUGGGUGGUGGUGGCAUUAAUUCUAGUAUUAUGUCUUCUGUUUGCACCAACUAUGCCACCUGUGUGGCCCCCGCCUGUCAUCACUGUGAUAUUAUACAUGUGAUGAUGCCUUCAGUUGCAUUUAUCUGGCGUUUUGUUGUGUUGUGUCCUGUUGUAUUACAUGCUGAUGCCUUGUCUUUUCAUAUAACUUUUUUAUAAAUUCCUGUUUGAAAUGUGUGAAUGUGUAUAUGUUUAAGAACAUUAUUUAGCCCCACCCCUUCCCCUUUGGCUGUAUCAAAUGAUAAACAAAUAAAUAAAAUGCUAAAUACCAAA
Molecule: messenger RNA, 4250 nt
Organism: Acanthopagrus latus (yellowfin seabream)
Lineage: Eukaryota; Metazoa; Chordata; Actinopteri; Spariformes; Sparidae
Gene: zyx
Product: zyxin
Exons: 10
Coding region: 248-2131 (627 amino acids)
Biological process (GO): integrin-mediated signaling pathway; transforming growth factor beta receptor signaling pathway
Source: RefSeq, a predicted model, not a curated record